AUGGCCCAGGUCGACAAGGGGAAAUCGAGGGAAGAGGAGACUUGGAAGCCAGGAUGGUGGCAAUUCAGCUCGCUGAGUGAGCCGCAGACGCCUAUCGUAUGGACACGGCACUCUACUAUACUUAUGGGACAUCCUACGCAGCCUCAGGUGUAUGGACGAGUCUUCCCUUCCUCUCGACCAUUUGUUGUACCCUCUCCGGCGCUUGUGCUCUCUGGGACAUACGGACCUCCUACGAAUCUAUCCAUAUGCCCCGAUGAUAAACACCUGUUUGCCUACUUUCCACCCAUGCAAGGGCCUUCCGGCGUUGCGUGUCUCUGGGCUCGCGAGCAGGCAGACAUCUGGAACGUCAAAGAAUGUUGGUUGAGUACUGGUUGCGUUACAGUCGCUUGGCUGGGUGCACCGCGAGAGUGGGCACACGGCGUCAAUGGCCCGUCGCGACUACCCCCACGAGGGCCACGGAUACCGCAGGCGUCUGCAACAGUGGCUGUGGUGUCUCAGGAUAUGCAACUGCAUGUGUGCUUUCUCAGGCGCUCGUCCGGUGUUUUGAGCAUGCUCUCGUGCUGCUUGUCAUAUCCCGACGAGUUUACGGAAGAUGCGGGCUCGUCAUUCGAGCGCCCUACGCAGGGUCCUGAGGGCGCUAAGAUAUGCUCAGUCGCAGCAAUCGGGCUUUCAUACAAUGAGGAUUCAUUGUUGGUGGCGACGGUCUCUAGGCGCUUACCGCAACCUGUUUCGAAUGAUCCGAGCCUAACUCUCGACCUUGGCAUGGGAAUGGGCAUACCAGGCUCCUCCCAACCAGAACCGACCGCGUUCAAUGAUUGGGAGAGAUUGGGAGACGAUUCUAUUCUCGAAAUCUCAGAGGCGCGGUUGGGAACCGUAGACGGCAGCUCUCAAUUGAAUCUUAGUACGACCCCGAUGCAAAGCGAGAUUCUGUAUACCGGAAAUAUGUCUAAGCUCCUGUUCGUCCCCAUCACUGGCAAGGAUCUGCCCGCAAAGCUCUGUCUUAUUGCCCUCACCACUGAAGACGGCGAUUAUUCGGACCCUCCUGUCACGAAACUGACCAGCUGGCCUCUUGCACGCAGUUCUAAAUCCACACCUCCGAAAUGGGGGUUGGGUCCCGAGGCAUCGAGGACAUUCACUGGCGAGGUCGUUACCUUCAUGCACUCUCAUCACGUCGUCUCUGCCGCUACUACCCUGCUUAUUGGGACAGUGCAGACCGAAGUGCAGCUACCGCGAUCGCGACGUAAAAGUCGAGAAGUGGCAAUUGGGCAUACGACCGUAUUGAAUGCGCACAACUUGACCGAGAAUGAAAGUUGGCUGAGAGCACCUUUACUCGUUCCCGUGGACGGGAUUCAUCAGGAGCUACCAUUCGACGUCGCGUUGUCGCCCACAGGCAGUCUGGCUUGCUCGACCUGUACAGCAUCCUCGAUUCGUCUACGCGUCCUCAUCCACCCAUUACCCAAACUGAAGGCGCCACCUGAACAUAUCGGACCGGAAUACACCACUGACACGGGCUGUGCAACAUAUGUGCUCCAGUCCCGCGGUCCGUGGGAUGAGCUCUCGCAUCGUCUGGGGAGCACGGCUAUGCCAUUACCACACGCGGAACGUAUCCUGUUCGAGUCUGUCAUCUGCAUUGAGGGCUGCGUAGAGGGUAUUCGGCCCGUGCACGAACAUGACUUCCUUGGUCUGCUCGUAGGCGUUUACAGGACACGCUGGCGAAAUACAGAACCAUCCGAGAUGAAGGAUGACCUCAACCUCCGUUGGCAUACUGCACAUGAUAUGUGCUCUAUCAUGACAGUACACAAGGCCUUUGUGUUCUGCAAGGAGCGUGAUAACGAUAGCUUCGAGGCUGUAUGGCAACUCAUACAACUGUCGAACUGGUUCAUAGCGUUCACUCAAGACCUCUUACGGGAAUGUUCAUUAUUGUAUGACGCUGGUGAAGUGGUGCCAGAUUCCCCUAACGAAAGUCUGGCGCCCAUCUUCGUUCAUCUUCUGUACCCCACAAACCUCCGGAGGUUACACACACUACUUCGCGACGUCAAGGACUUCUACGAGCAGCUCAGCCAGCACAAGACUGUCGGAGAGAACUCGCAAAUCGCGAAGCACGUGCUAAACGAUGCCGUGGACUGUUCGGGCGUCAAGCUCGCGGAGUUGGAUAAGGCUUUAGACGCUGUCGAGGAAGCUGUCAAGGAGAUGGACAACCCACUCCUAGCGCGCAGUCUAGCAUAUUGUCGGCCCGUACCCGAACUAACCACAGAAAUCCGCUCACUUGCGACCAAGAUCGUCGAGGCCGGAGCAAUUGACAAGCCUCAGCUCUUCAUCAACGCGCCGGACCUCAUCUCGGGAUUCCUUCGCAUGGACCUCGCCAACUCCGAUAAUAGGCAGAAGGACGGCCAGCGUGAUGUGGUAUCGAAGAGCUUACUCUUGCCUUCUCUUCCCUCUUACGAGUGCAUGCGGUGCGGCGGGUGCACGCAGGUGUAUGCUCAUGUUGGUGGAAAUCACAACUCGAAAGGCUGGGGGAUUUGGGAGAGGCUGUGGUCACAGAGGUGUAUAUGCGGAGGCGUAUGGACGACGAGUCAAGCUUAUGCAUCAAUCCUAGGGUCUUAA
Molecule: messenger RNA, 2604 nt
Organism: Peniophora sp. CBMAI 1063
Lineage: Eukaryota; Fungi; Basidiomycota; Agaricomycetes; Russulales; Peniophoraceae
Source: the annotation of a GenBank genome assembly